AGAAGAGGCGCGCACGUUUUAUUUUAUUUACAAAAAUUUCUUUGAUUUCCUUCGCUUUUCCACCACAAAUGCGCAAGAAUGGUAGAUAAUAUAACGCUGAAUGUAAAUCUUAAGCCGUCGGCCAAGAGAAAACCGCAAGAAGGGCCACUGCAAUCGGGUAAAAAACGUGCACAAAACUCUAUGAAUUUUGACUUUAAAUUCAAUGACGAGCGCCCUAAAGUUAAGGCAACUGUGUUGCGAAGAAAGGCAGUUUCUGCGAAAGUGGGAUCUAAGAUUCCUUCGGUAGCUGCGAGUUCCUCCGUCAAAGUGCCUUCUACUCCUUCCCUUUUCUCGACAAAACCUUCACCCAAAGAUGCAUUAUCCACUGGAGAUCUGAUGUUUAAUGUUACCCCUACGAAGCCAUCUGCUAAAACUGCUAAUGUUACCCCUUCGAAGCCACCUGCUAAACCCAUUUUAGGCGAUGAUUUUAUGCUGAAUGUAACCACAAAACCGGUGGUCAUCCAAGCCAAAGCCAAGCCAAAAAUCACCAGAGCUGAAAGGUUGGGCAAGAAACAGAAGCAGGGAAAGCCCUUGGGCAAGCUCAGCGAUGAGCAGCUCACCCGUGCCUUGAAAAGCCAUCGGAAACCGAUGAAUCCCAAUCAAUUGCCAAGGGCAGGCGACAUUUUCCGGGCGCAAAUCGAGGAGGAGAGGAGGAAAAAGAGACAGGAAGAGGCUGGCGCGGAUCCGGAAGACACUGAAGAUGAAGAAGAUGCGAAGAAAGGAUCCACAAAAGAUUUGCCAGGAAAAGACAAGGGUUUAACUGGAAAAAGACCCCAGAAGUCAAUCGCAGAUGAAGAAUCAGCUGAGUCCGGGAAAGAAUCAGCUGAAUCUGAUGGAGAAUCCUCACCACAAGCAGCUAAAACCGAAAAACCUUCUAAAAAACCCACAAAAGCUGAGGAAACCUCAACCACAAAUCGUUUUCGCACCAAGAAGGUCGGCCUCUUCGACCAAAGCGAUGUGGAGGCCCUCAAGCAACUUGGACAACGGGCCGUGAAGCCCGUCAAGGAGACCAUCUUUUCGGGAACCAAAAUAUCGACCCUAGGACUGCAUCCACACUCUAUUAAGAACUUAGAAGAUCUGCUUAGCAUACGAGAGCUUACCACUGUCCAACAGAAGGCGAUACCGGAGAUACUUCAGGGCAAGGACUUGCUAGUUCGUUCACAAACGGGAUCGGGCAAGACCCUGGCAUAUGCCCUGCCUUUGGUGGAACUCCUGCAGAAACAGCAGCCCAAAAUUCAGCGGAAAGAUGGUGUACUGGCUCUGGUCAUUGUGCCCACAAGGGAAUUGGUAAUACAAACUUACGAACUUGUCCAGAAGCUAGUCAAGCCCUACACUUGGAUCGUGCCGGGAUCAUUGCUGGGUGGCGAGAGCAGAAAAAGCGAAAAGGCCAGACUUCGGAAAGGCAUCAACAUACUGAUAGGCACACCUGGUCGUCUGGUGGAUCAUUUGUUGCACACGGUCUCCUUUAAGCUAACCAAACUGCAGUUCCUCAUCCUGGAUGAAGCGGAUCGUAUGCAGGAAAUGGGCUAUGAACGUGAUGUCAAGCAACUGGUGGAGGCCAUUGACAAGCAGCGCUCUGAGUGCGAAGACAAGGAUCUACCACAACUGCAGAGAAUGCUUCUGAGUGCCACACUGACCCCACAGGUCCAGCAACUAGCUGGCCUAACGCUAAAGAAUCCCCUGUACAUAGACAACAGCGAUGAGGCGGCAAGUGCGGCUAUAAAAAACAAGGAUGGCUAUCAAAAGGAAACCAUUGAGGCUCUGAUGGAGCUUGACGACGGUCUGGGUGAAUACCAGGAGGAUGUGACGGGUGUGCUGAGUAUUCCUGAGAAUCUCCAGCUCAGCUAUGUGGUUGUCCCACCCAAACUCCGCUUGGUCACCUUGUCCUCACUGCUAGCCAAGGAAUUGGACGCAAGUCCCAAGGAGUUCAAGGCAAUUGUUUUUAUGAGCACCACGGAGAUGGUUAAUUUCCAUCAUGACAUGUUAAACGAGGCGUUGACGAGACGAGUUCUGGACGAGGAAGACGAACAGGAGGAAGAGGAUUCGGAUGAGGGAGACACACCUUUGCUACAGGGUCUGCGCUUCUUUAAACUCCAUGGCUCCAUGACACAAACGGAGCGGCAGGGCGUUUUCCGUGGCUUCCGCGACUGUGCCAGCUGCGUUCUUCUGGCCACCGAUGUUGUGGGUCGCGGCAUUGAUGUUCCCGAUGUCAAGCUUGUGGUGCAAUAUACACCGGCUCAGACUACAGCCGACUUUGUCCACCGCGUUGGUCGAACGGCCAGAGCGGGUAGGAAGGGUAGAGCUGUCCUCUUUUUGGCACCCAGCGAGGCACAGUUCGUGAGGCAUCUGGAGAAGAAACGCAUUCGUAUCCAACAGGGUGACAUGUAUGCCUAUCUGCAAACCCUGCUGCCCAAGGAUGAUGAGGCCAGGACGGUGCAAGAGGCGGCCUCCAAUCUGCAGCACAAGUUCCAGACAUUGCUUGAAGAUGAUCGCGAGCUGCGGGACAAGUCCUGCAAAGCCUUUGUGUCCUGGAUGAAGUUCUACUCGACAUUUCCCAAGGAGCUGAAGCCCAUCUUCAACGUGCGCGUCGCCCACAUGGGCCACUUUGCCAAGAGCUUUGCACUUAAGGAGGCGCCCUCCAAGUUCGCCGCCCAGCAUGCCGCCCCCAAGGCAGCACCGCCCACCAAUCGACUGACCUACACGGAAAGAGAUCCCGAGAAGAUUCAGGCUCAGAAGCGGGCCAAGCGGCGUUUCACGACGACGGUCAGUGGAGAGGUGCGUCAGCAGCGGGAUGGAGGAGCAAAGGAAGCUGAUCACCGGAAACCGGGACCCCAGGGACCCAGAGGCAAUGGAGUGAGCCGCAGCAGCUUCAUGAAGAGCAUGGGCAAAUCGAGGACCCUGAAUAUGUCCGAGUUCGACAGUGGACUGCCGGCAGAGGGACCUGCCAAGCGGCGAAAGCAGGCGUAGGAGGAGGAUAUCAGUUGCAAAGAUUAGAAGGAGGAAGACCAGGAGGAGGACGAGGAUGGUCCGGAUGGAGUUCGGAGCAUUUUGCGGCACUUUAUGCGCGCCAUUUUGCCUGUCCGCUGUGCCUGCUCAAGCAUUUAAUCGAAAAGAAAAUUGCUCUAUAUAUAUUAUAUAUAUAUGAGUGAAAAUCUAAGAAAAACCCAAGGAGAUGCGCUCAUAAAAGUUUCAUUUUUCUCAACUUUUAAGCCCGGACGUCCUGCGGGAAAAGUUGUGGCCGCCUGCCAGCAUAUUUUAAGCUUCCUCUUUUAUUUUUUCCCAACAGUUUUUCCUUAUUUUUUCCUUGUUUUUUUGAUUACUUGCGCCGUAAUAUGUUCGUUCCAUUUUUUUUUGUAUGAGGAAAAUAUUAGAAAUCCAUUUUCCGCUCACUGCAGAUUCAUUCAGUUUUGAAAAUGUCACCGAGCGGUGACGGCGGCGGGAGGUCAGAGGUCGGCACGUGUUGGCUUUUUAUGCAACUGAAGCGCAUAAUUUGUUGGACAAGGCAUAAAUAAAUAUCAGAUAAAUAUAAAUACUAAA
This is a messenger RNA of Drosophila eugracilis, 3576 nucleotides long. RefSeq names its product probable ATP-dependent RNA helicase CG8611. Gene Ontology annotation, biological process: ribosome biogenesis. The transcript is spliced from 5 exons. Gene Ontology annotation, molecular function: ATP binding; nucleic acid binding. Lineage: Eukaryota; Metazoa; Arthropoda; Insecta; Diptera; Drosophilidae. The coding region runs from base 79 to 3006 and encodes 975 amino acids. Gene Ontology annotation, cellular component: nucleus. The record is from RefSeq and is a predicted model, not a curated record.